UGUCCUGCUCGGGAGCGCGCGCGCAGGCGGGCGGGCGGGAGGCGGCAGCCGGCGGCGGCGGGCAGGGAGCUCUCUGCGGGCGCAGUGCUGAUCCACCGGCGGGCGGCUCGGGAAUGCGAAGCGAUGGCCGCGGGCGGCUCGGGCAGUAGCGGCGGAGGAAGCGGCGCGGAGGAGAAGAGCUACCGCCGCUUCCUCGAGCUGUUCUUGGGAGAGUUCCGCGGGCCCUUCGGGGCAGAGCCGGCGCCGGCUCCCCCCCCUCCGGCCGCCGACGCCGCCGACACCGCCGCUUCCGAGGAGGACCCCGGGGCUGAGGGAGAGGCGGCGGCCGCUGAGGCGGAGGAAGGAGACGCCGCGGACCCUCGGCCGCCCACCCCGCCGCCGCCCCCCCCGCCGCUGCCCCCGCUGCCCCGGCCGCUGUCGGAGUACAUCACGGAGGAGGAGGUGGAGGGCGAGUGCCUGGACCUCUGCCUGCAGCAGCUCUACAAGUAUAAUUGCCCUUCAUUUCUGGCUGCUGCUUUAGCUAGAGCAACUUCAGAUGAAGUCCUCCAGAGCGAUCUUUCAGCACUCUACUUACCAAAGCACGUGGACAACGCCGAUGGCAUUAUACAGAUUGAGACAGUGAAACUGGCCCGCUUAGUUUUUAGCAAACUCCAUGAGAUCUGCAGCAACUGGGUGAAAGAAUUCCCCCUCCAGCCGAAGCCACACCGCUACUAUGAGACGUCCAUCCACGCCAUCAAGAAUAUGCGGAGGAAAAUGGAAGACAAGCAUGUCUGCAUUCCAGACUUCAACAUGCUCUUCAACCUUGAGGACCAAGAAGAGCAAGCCUAUUUUGCGGUGUUUGACGGCCAUGGGGGAGUGGAUGCUGCCAUCUAUGCCUCCAUCCAUCUCCACGUGAACAUGGUGCACCAGGAGAUGUUUCAGCACGACCCGGCGGAGGCGCUGUGCCGAGCCUUCCGUGUGACGGAUGAGCGCUUUGUCCAGAAGGCAGCCAGAGAGAGCCUGCGUUGUGGAACCACUGGGGUGGUGACUUUCAUCCGAGGGAAUAUGUUGCAUGUGGCUUGGCUUGGGGACUCCCAGGUUAUGCUUGUGAGGAGAGGCCAAGCUGUGGAACUGAUGAAACCCCACAAACCAGACCGAGAGGAUGAGAAGAAACGCAUCGAGGCGCUUGGUGGCUGUGUGGUCUGGUUUGGAGCCUGGAGGGUGAAUGGGAGCCUGUCAGUCUCCAGAGCUAUUGGGGACGCUGAGCACAAGCCAUACAUCUGUGGGGACGCAGACUCUGCCUCCACUGUACUGGAUGGCUCUGAAGACUACCUCAUUUUAGCCUGCGAUGGUUUCUAUGACACGGUCAAUCCCGAUGAGGCAGUCAAAGUGGUGGCUGACCAUCUAAAGGAAAAUAAUGGUGACAGCAGCAUGGUAGCACAUAAAUUAGUGGCAUCUGCUCGGGAUGCCGGUUCCAGCGACAACAUUACUGUCAUUGUGGUAUUUCUCAGGGACAUGAAUGCAGCAGUCAGCGUUAGUGAGGAGUCGGACUGGACAGAGAACUCUUUUCAAGGUGGGCAAGAAGACAAUGGGGAGGAUAAGGAAAACCAUGGAGAAUGCAAGCGACCGUGGCCCCAGCACCAGUGCUCAGCACCUGCUGACCUAGGCUAUGAAGGACGAGUGGAUUCCUUCACUGAUAGAACUAGCUUAAGCAUAGGGUCCGGCAUUAACCCAUUCGAUGAUCAAGGCUAUUUAGACCUGACAAAAACAGAAACUAGUACGCCUAAUAGUGCCAAAUACCUGCCACCAAUUGAAGUGUUUAGUCCUGGUAUACCAAAGAAUGCAAGUUUGAUUAAUGGCUUGACAGUGAAGAACGAAUCACCAGAGAGCACAUCAUCAAUGUGCGGACAGAGCGACCCCAGGGAGUACAGCGCUCCUCUUGGUUUGCGUGCUGCAGAGCGGAGCAUCUACAGGGUGAAGGGUUUAACCCCCAUCUCCUUUGGGCUGGAAGACGAACUGUUCAAGUCCUUGGGAAAACGAGUUGCAUUCUUUCAUUUCCGAUUCUGUUCUGGGAAGAGGCGACGAGGAGCCAGGCUCAAACCAAAGUUUCACACGCCGCUCUUGGCUCGCGAGCCUUCCCACACUGAGGGGUCGGCUCUGCCCUCGCCUGUCCGAAGCCGUGGUAGCACGAGGCUGUUGGUCAGACACUCCCCGUGGUGGAGGCUGCCCAGUGCUACCGCUUACAGUGAGGGCAUGUUUUUGACGCGAAGACAAAGUCAUUGUAUACCAGACGCGUACCUUCAUCAAUGCUGUAAGAUGUAACUGUCUC
Lagopus muta (rock ptarmigan) is the source of this 2308-nucleotide messenger RNA. RefSeq names its product protein phosphatase, Mg2+/Mn2+ dependent 1E (gene PPM1E). The transcript is spliced from 7 exons. NCBI's taxonomy places the organism in Eukaryota, Metazoa, Chordata, Aves, Galliformes, Phasianidae. The coding region runs from base 124 to 2301 and encodes 725 amino acids. Gene Ontology annotation, molecular function: protein serine/threonine phosphatase activity; cation binding. Gene Ontology annotation, biological process: protein dephosphorylation; negative regulation of protein kinase activity. The record is from RefSeq and is a predicted model, not a curated record.